AUGGACCUGGAGAUAAAAAGGAAGAGGAGAAAGAGGGUUGUAUCGAGUCAGCCGAAGAUUAGGUGGGACGCUUUGAACAAGGACAAUGCCCAGGAGCUGGGGGAGCAGUUGAGGGCAAUGGGAGCCUGGAGGAGUAGCGGGGAUGCGAGUAGUAUGUGGACUACGACGGCUGCUAACAUCAGGGAAGCGGCAAGAGAGGUGCUAGGGGUCUCAAAGGGUUACUCUGACAAACACAAAGGAGACUGGUGGUGGAACGGAGAGGUACAAGGUAAAGUGGAAGCUAAGAAAACAGCGUAUCUAAAGCUAGUAGAGAGCACAGACGAGGAAGAGAAGAGGACUAACAGGGAGCUGUAUAAGAAAGCGAGGAAGGAGGAGAAGUUAGCGGUUACGGCGGCUAAGACGACUGCUUUUGGACGCUUGUAUGAAGAUUUGGGGGGAAAGGGGGGGGGGGGGGGGGGGGGAGGGGGGGACAAGAAGUUGUACAGGCUAGCCAGAGUGAGGGAGAGGAAGGCUCGGGACCUGGAUCAAGUGAAGUGUAUCAAAGACGAGGGAGGGAAAGUUUUGGUAGAAGAUGCCCUUAUUAGACGAAGAUGGCAGUCCUACUUUCAUAAACUCCUGAACGGAGAGGGGGACCGAAACAUAGUUUUAGGCGAAUUGGAGCUCUCUGAGAGCCGCCGCGAUUUUGGAUACUGCAGGCGGGUCAAGGUUGAAAAGGUCAAAAGGGUUAUGCGGAAGAUGAGCAGGGGGAGGCCGACCGGGCCAGAUGAAAUACCGGCAGAAUUUUGGAAGAAUGUGGGUAGAGGAGGCUUAGAGUGGCUUACGCGGUUGUUGAAUGUUAUUUUUAAGACGGCGGAGAUGCCUGAAGAGUGGAGAUGGAGCACCAUGAUCCCGUUGUAUAAAAACAAGGGGGAUAUUCAGAACUGUAACAACUAUAGGGGUAUCAAGCUGUUGAGCCAUACAAUGAAAGUUUGGGAGAGAGUGGUGGAAGCGAGGAUGAGGAAGGAUAAGAAGACUGACUUGCACAUGGUGUUUGUCGACCUUGAGAAGGCUUACGACAAAGUCCCAAGAGAGGUGCUGUAG
This is a messenger RNA of Lycium barbarum (goji berry), 1080 nucleotides long. RefSeq lists its product as uncharacterized. The record is from RefSeq and is a predicted model, not a curated record. The coding region runs from base 1 to 1080 and encodes 359 amino acids. The transcript has 2 exons. NCBI's taxonomy places the organism in Eukaryota, Viridiplantae, Streptophyta, Magnoliopsida, Solanales, Solanaceae.